AUGCUUGUCGCAGAACCCCGCAAACUUACCCUCACACUUCUUGUGUACCUCGGUAUCGCCCUCGCCCUCAUUGGCUCUGUUCAAGCCAGCGAGCUUAAUCACGAAGGCCUCCUUCGAAGGGAUCACAUGAACCUUAAACGCAUGUUCAAGAAGCUUGCUGGUGCUGGAAGUGACCCUGCCAGCCUCUCUGAGUCUAGCUCCUCUGCCUCCGCAACCCUCUCCGCCUCCUCGAUCUCUACCUCCGCUUCAUCUACAGCGUCCUCCGUUUCAUCAACCUCUUCUUCGACAUCAUCGUCUGUAAGCAGCACCUCCAGCAGCGAAAGCGUGAGCUCGACCUCUGAAUCGAGCACAACCGUCUCGUCCACCACUGUAUCUUCGACGUCCAUCACUACAGCCUCCCCUACAAGCACUCAGGCUCCCCCUCAGACGUCUGACACGCUCAACUUGACUUUCAUCAAUGAUCCCGUUGCUGGCCCGUCAUCGCGCACAGUCACUGCAACCCAGUCCCAAGCGCAGGCUGAAGCCACUGAAUCUUCGGCUCCCAAAAAGAGCGGCGCUACCUCAACAAGCGGCAAGGUUCUGACGGUUAUCAUUGUCGUAGCUUCAUCCAUCGCUGGUAUCGCCAUCAUCUGGACUAUUUUCCGCAAGUGGAAGUUGGCUCGUUCUUCCAGAUUCGACGAACGUUUGCAGCCAAUCGACUGGCAACCGACCAACCCAGACGAAGGCAUCAUUCCCGCUCACCGUCGCGUCACGUCGGACACUUCAUUCCAGUCGGGCUCAAACCAUCACGGCGAUAACCUUGCAGGACGCGGUGUCGCCGCAGGAUAUGGAGCCACAUCAGAUCACGGACACGGCAGCGCUUCUGAUCACGACUUCGGCUCUGCUCACCUCGCACCCGUUGGUGGCUAUGCUGAUCUCGCUCGUGGGCCCAGCCCUCAACCGCAGAUGCAGCAGCUUGCGCACGGCCCCAGCAUGAACGGCCCCAACUACAACGUCGGUGUGCCCUUGCACCACCAGACUGGUUACGCGGAAGCCUACGACUACAAUGGUGGUCCGGUCAGGUUCUAG
This is a messenger RNA of Pleurotus ostreatus (oyster mushroom), 1068 nucleotides long. RefSeq lists its product as uncharacterized. Lineage: Eukaryota; Fungi; Basidiomycota; Agaricomycetes; Agaricales; Pleurotaceae. The transcript has 3 exons. The record is from RefSeq and is a predicted model, not a curated record. Bases 1 to 1068 code for a protein of 355 amino acids.